This is a messenger RNA of Umbelopsis ramanniana AG, 1755 nucleotides long. RefSeq lists its product as uncharacterized. The coding region runs from base 198 to 1454 and encodes 418 amino acids. The transcript has a single exon. Gene Ontology annotation, molecular function: aspartic-type endopeptidase activity. Lineage: Eukaryota; Fungi; Mucoromycota; Umbelopsidomycetes; Umbelopsidales; Umbelopsidaceae. Gene Ontology annotation, biological process: proteolysis. The record is from RefSeq and is a predicted model, not a curated record.
UUCUAUAAAUACAGUCGAAUCUUCACAAUUCAAGCAAGACAUGUCAGCCUAUGUUGCACAAUUUCGGCGCGCCUCAAUCAUCAUUACCAAUUCUGGGGACAUGUUUGCCGACACAGUCCAUUGAUGAGCCACUCCAUGACCAUUUAUAAAACCCAAUCGAUUCACACAUCUUUUCCACGGUUCUUCUUUCUAAUCAUAUGAAACUGUUUCUUUUAGUGAGCAGCCUGUCGCUUGCUACCGUAGCAGUUGCCCUGCCUUUGCAGUCCACUUCAAAGGCAAUCACAGUUCCGUUGCGUCGAGCCACCACGGGAAUUAUUAAACGCAAUAUCAACACCCAGACAUUGUAUAAUGAGCAGCCUACAGCCUACAUCAUAGAUGCUGAUAUCGGAACUCCCCCGCAGCAUUUCACCCUACAUGUCGAUACCGGGAGUAGUGACUUAUGGGUCCCUUCAAUGGCCUGUUCUGCCGGAGCAGGUUGUCCUGGAGCGAAAUAUGAUGCCAGCAAAUCGUCGACCUACAAAAAUGCUUCCAUUCCAUUCAACAUUACGUACGCACUGGGCUCCGAUGAAGGCUUUUAUGGUUAUGAUAAAUUGAGUAUUGCCGGAUAUACCAUUGAGAAACAGCUCUUUGCUGCUGUCUUCAUGGCUGUGAACAGCACCGAAGCCCCCACCUCCACCCCAUACAGAGAAGGCAUCAUUGGUUUGGGUCCAGCCGAUGGCACCACUCUGGGUAAAGCCGCCAAUGUUAAAGGUGCUAGACCUUUUAUAUACACUCUGUAUGAAGAUGGGCUGAUUCCUUACCCAGUUUUUUCCAUACACUUGGGUAGCCUUUAUAAGAAAGGAUACUCUGGAUCGCUCACCAUAGGAGGCAUCGAUGACUCGAUGUUCACGGGCGACAUUGAUAUUAUCAAGGUCGCACCAUACUACAAUAUAAACAAUGAGGGUGGGUUUAUUUGGUGGAAUCUUCUGGUGGACUCAUUUACUCUGAAGGGAGACGAUGCACAUCAGUCCUAUAAAAUCAAGGACAAACCUCAAGCAUUUACAAUGGACACCGGAGCUACGUUCAGUUAUCUCCCCGGUGAUAUUGUCGAAAAGUUGGCCAAAUCUCUGUAUGAAAAUGCUACAACAGCAGACAAUAGUAGUUACAACAUGCCAUGUUCACUCCUGAACUCGACCCAGAAAUUUGAAAUCAACUUCACUAAUUCAACCCAGUCGCCUGAAGAUUCAAUCACUUCCUUCAAUAUACCCGUCGCAGACCUUAUUAUCCCGCAACUUGAUAAUAACAAUACCGUUUGUACCCUUGGGCUCCUUGUCGCCAAAAGCGUGGAUGAAUAUAUUCUUGGUUUAACCGUCCUUCGACACAUGUACUUGAUCUACGAUCUAGAGGCCGAAAUUAUGGGUAUCGCCAAACCUGUAAUUGAAGACAUCGCCCCUUACCCGUUGGGAGCGGCCUAAUUUUACCAUCCAUACCUGUGGCGCUCUUAAAUGUCACUAACUUCAUAUAAUAGAGAUGUAGCAAGUAACCUUUAUAAAAAUUAAAGAAAGAGAAAUUUUGUCCCCUGAGAGAGAGAUUUUGCAUGGAAGGAGAGAAUGAAUAUUGUACACGUGCAUGAAAAAGCGAUUUGAAUCUAUCAAGGCUGCCAUCAUGUAUAUGUAAUGGCAGAAAACAUGGAACAAGAUGACUGAGACGGUGUCAGAAUUUAUGAUGUACCAGUCUUCAAUAGCUCAAGGAAGCUAGACUUGGGCAUAGUAGAGA